Messenger RNA from Sinocyclocheilus anshuiensis, 407 nucleotides. Its product is annotated as ribonucleases P/MRP protein subunit POP1-like. The coding region runs from base 7 to 375 and encodes 122 amino acids. The transcript is spliced from 3 exons. NCBI's taxonomy places the organism in Eukaryota, Metazoa, Chordata, Actinopteri, Cypriniformes, Cyprinidae. Gene Ontology annotation, biological process: tRNA 5'-leader removal. The record is from RefSeq and is a predicted model, not a curated record. Gene Ontology annotation, cellular component: nucleolar ribonuclease P complex; ribonuclease MRP complex.
UUUCAGAUGACUGGAGCAAAAGACAGAAUGAGAGAAAAAAAGAUGAAGAAUCAGCCGAGAAACGUCAUUUACACGAGCUCAGGUCGCGGUACCGGGAGAGGUCAGGGGUCACAGGCAUGCGGCUGGGUCAGAGGUCAUCAGCCUGGGGGUCACAGUUACAGUCAAGAUCUGCCCAAAUACAUCACAGCCUCGUCCUUCGCUAAAGCGCGCGCCGCUGAAGUGAACGCUGUGCUGAAGGCCGUCAGUAACCCUGCAGGCAGCUGCCACACCUCCACCGCUCUGCCGAAGCACAUGCGCAGACGAGCCCUGAGCCCCAGCACCAAGAGACUGCUGAGCCUGGUGCUGAGAAACCCACCGGAGUCCAGCAGAAGCUGACUGAACACACGACACAGGCUCGCAUCCAUCAC